UCCAUCAAAUACUUAAUUCUAUUUCCUGGAUUCCUGAAGUAACAUUGUAACAACACUGCUGUUACCUUCACUGUCGAUGAUUUUCCAACAACAACAAACUCCAAACAUCUCAAAAUUCAGGAUCAAUGGCUUUCAGAAAAGCAGUGAAGGGGACCCUAAUAGGGGGUGGAGCUGUCGCAGCAGCUUUUGGCCUGUCACAGUUCUAUGAAUACAAGAAGAAUCAGGCUCGAUUGGCCUAUGUCGAGGCGCAGGGCGAGUUAAAGAUGCUGUUUAAAGAUGCUCUCCCGACAAGAGAGGAGCAGCUUUCAACGCUGCAAAACACAGAAGAGUUUGAUGUUUUGGUGGUGGGGGGCGGAGCCACAGGUGCAGGAUGUGCCUUAGAUGCUGUCACACGGAAUCUGAAGACCGCCCUCGUAGAACGGAGCGAUUUCUCAUCGGGCACCAGCAGCAGAAGCACCAAGCUCAUUCACGGAGGAGUUCGCUAUCUGCAGAAAGCCAUCAUGAAACUAGAUUAUGAGCAGUACAUGAUGGUGAAAGAGGCCCUUCAUGAACGUGCCAAUCUUUUGGACAUCGCCCCUCACCUGUCUGCCCCUUUACCCAUAAUGCUCCCUGUUUACAAGUGGUGGCAGCUGCCAUAUUACUGGGUUGGCAUUAAGAUGUAUGACCUGGUGGCCGGAUCACAAUGUCUGAAGAGCAGCUACGUUCUGAGUAAGAGCAAAGCACUGGAGCUCUUUCCUAUGCUGAAGAAAGACAAACUCGUAGGAGCCAUUGUCUACUAUGACGGACAGCACAAUGAUGCCCGUAUGAACCUGGCCAUCGCUCUCACAGCGGCACGUCAUGGUGCUUCCAUUGCUAAUUAUACAGAGGUGGUUCAUCUGUUAAAGAAACCAGACCCUACAACAGACCAAGAGAAAGUAUGUGGUGCCCGCUGCCGAGAUGUGAUCACAGGGCAGGAGUUUGACAUUCGUGCCAAAUGUGUCAUCAACGCUACUGGCCCCUUCACUGACUCACUGCGCAAAAUGGACAACCAGAAAGCUGCCAAAAUCUGCCAGCCCAGUGCAGGAGUUCACAUCGUCAUCCCUGGAUACUACAGCCCAGAAAACAUGGGGCUGCUCGACCCUGCCACCAGCGAUGGGCGUGUCAUCUUCUUCCUGCCCUGGGAGAAGAUGACUAUCGCCGGGACGACGGACACGCCCACUGAAGUCACAGCCCAUCCCAUACCUAUGGAGGAUGACAUCAACUUUAUCCUGAGCGAAGUCCGGAAUUACCUCAGCCCUGAUGUGGAAGUGCGACGAGGGGAUGUCCUGGCAGCCUGGAGUGGCAUUCGUCCGCUGGUCACCGACCCCAACUCCAAAGACACACAGUCCAUCUGUCGUAACCACAUCGUCAACAUCAGUGACAGUGGACUUAUCACCAUUGCGGGUGGGAAAUGGACAACCUAUCGCUCCAUGGCCGAGGAGACGCUUGACGCAGCGGUAAAGGCUCAUAACCUCUCGGCUGGGCCCAGCAGGACUGUCGGUCUGUUGCUGGAGGGUGGGAAGGACUGGACUCCCACCCUGUACAUUCGCUUGGUUCAGGACUACGGCCUGGAGAACGAGGUUGCACAGCACCUGGUAGCCACCUACGGUGGGCGAGCUUUUGAAGUGGCCAAAAUGGCCCGGGUGACUGGCAAAAGAUGGCCCAUAGUGGGGAAACGCCUUGUAUCUGAAUUUCCCUACAUCGAGAGUGAGGUGCAGUACGCUAUUAAGGAGUAUGCAUGUACAGCCAUCGAUGUGAUCGCUCGCCGAACACGCCUGGGCUUUUUGAAUGUACAGGCUGCAGAUGAAGCUCUGCCACGUAUAGUUGAGAUCAUGGGCAAAGAACUGCAGUGGACAGAACAAAAAAAGAAAGAAGAGCUGGAUGAAGCAAAGAAGUUUCUGCAUCUAGAGAUGGGUUAUAAAGCUCGCUCUGAGCAACUCAGCAAGACAACAGAGAUCUCACUUACACCCCAAGAGGUGGCAAGGUACAAAAAGCGCUUUUACAAAUUUGAUAAGGAGAAUAAAGGCUUCAUAACGACACUGGAUGUCCAGCAGGUGCUAGAGAGACUCAGCGUCCAAAUUGAUGAGAAUGCCCUCCAUGAAAUUCUCAAUGAGGUUGACCUCAACAAAAAUGGACAGGUGGAGCUUGAUGAGUUUUUACAGCUCAUGAGUGCGGUCCAGAGGGGGCAAAUCUCUGACAGUCGUCUGGCCAUCUUGAUGAAGACGGUGGAGGAGGGGUUGGAUCUGAGAGGACCAGUUUCGGUUGACCGUAGUGGAGGUGGAUUUUGAAUUCCAACUAGAAACCAAAACAUCCACCAAACAACAGCUCGCAUCACAAAGUUGGAUAAACACCAAAACCGCUGACCACAGUGCCCACACUGGUCAGAUCACAAGCACAUCUUGUCAUGAACUGCCUUUGAUUUGUAAUCAUUAUAUAAUAGUUUUUUAUUCUUCUAAAGUUUCUUGUUUUAGCAUGCUCCAUUUAAACGUAUUUAAUUGAAAAAAGAAUGGUCUUAUUAGAGCAUAAUAUAUUCUUGAAAUAUAUCAAAGAGUAUAUUUUUAAUCUCUCUCUAUAUUGUAUGUUGUUAAUGCAUGCUAUGCCACGUUGUGUAACCUGGUAAGCAUGAACAGAUUGUCUUUAUAAUAUUUCUCUGAGCAGCUUAACCCAGUGGGGUUUUUUGUAUGCCAUGCUACUAAAAACAGUGAGGUGAUAUUCAAGGGCUCCUGGUGUCUUCUGAGGUACAUAAUGCACUAUAUAUGGGAAUUUCGCAAGUUUACACUGCAUUCUGCUUUAUUGUUUCUGUUCUGAAUAACAGUGAUGAAACAUGUUUUUUAUUAUUAUUGUAUUAUUUCACUCCUUUUUUAUGUAAUUAUGCAUUUUCUGAGAGAAAAGUAUUUAUUCACAGUUUAAAAUUGUAAUCAUACUUUUUUGGAGAAGUGUCAUCUUGAUGUUUUAAAUGAUAAGACUGAACUUUUUAAAGUUGUACACAGAAAGGAUAUUGUAAGUUCUGUUCAGCAGUAUGUGUACAGUGUUUUGAGACCGAUGCUGCAUCUGGUUUAACAGGAGGAUUUUACAGAUUAUAACGAAAUAUAAGAGCACUUGAUGAAAUGUCAAAUAUUUUAUCCCUAAUUCGAAUUCAUGAACAGUGAAAGCUUUAUUUCACUAAUAGUUACUGGAGGUUUGUUUCUUAUACAAGGUUAUCCACAUAUCCUAAUAUGAAAUAAAACAUGUUAAGAACACGAAAAUAGGGAAACACUGUAAACUUGAUGUAAAGGUUAACAGGGAAUGUAUUUAAUGUGCCUUGCUCUCUAGGGACUUAAUGAACUUUACAUGUCAAAACGCACAUGCCGACAAACACUAAAAAUCACACUUGAAAUGAACUCGUCAAAUACAAAAAUGCUUUAAGUUUGAUGAUUUUUGCACGAUGAGGCUGCUCAAAUCAGGUUUGGUCACUAUGUAAUAACCUGGUUAGGUCCAUCGUGAUUCAUUUGUUGUCUGAAAGCUAAAAGAAGACCACAGUGAUAGUCAUAGAUCCUCCGGGAUCAGUUUUGUUUGUCAGGUUCGACCACAAUGCCAAGAGAGGGCUAAGAGCUGAACUGUCAGCUUUUGUACAGGAGAGCAAUAGCAGUUGCACUAAUCAUUUAUUGUUUGUGCUGACAGGAUGUAAUUUCAGCUGGAUUCGGAUUGAAAGAGAUUCAUAUUCCAUGAAAAAAAAAAGUGCUGUAAAUCAAUCUCCAAAGACUGAGAAUCGCAAUUCUAUAAUUAAAUGUAUUUUGUUGCCAAGAGCAUUGUUUGGAAGUGUCUUUGUUUUGUGAGUUCUCAGUGACUUCAUAUUUCUCACUUAAUGUUUGUAAUAGCUGAAGCAUGUGACAGUCUCCUUCUCUCUUAUGUACUGUAUAUACAGUAUUUCCUUCCCCUAGUGGUUCAAUUUGAUAGCAUAUUAUGCUGUAAUAUAGCUGAUUAAAAGGUGUCUGAGCUUGAAAGCCCUUCCUUGUGCUCCACGGUGAGGUCUUUUUAGUGGCAGGGCAUGUUGUCAUAUGCCUGCCUAUUAAUCCAGCUACAGAUCCUUUCACAGUAUGAGAUGAGUGUGGCCCAUUCCAGUUUGAUCAGCACCUAGCAAAAUGCAAUUAAACUAGCAGCCCGGGUCUGCAACUGUGGCUAAUCCUUAACUCAUUUCAGCUGCUGGUGGAAUAGCCCUUUGAAUCCAGUGCAAUUAAACUGCAUAUUAAACUCAAGCACAGUUCCUGAAGCAGGCUAGGGUGAUAAAGGUGUCACCGUUGGGCAUACACAUAACUAGUGACUCCAUUAAAUAUUUUUUGAAAAGAGAGAAAACACUAAAUUCAUUUUAAUUUUA
Messenger RNA from Xyrauchen texanus (razorback sucker), 4372 nucleotides. RefSeq names its product glycerol-3-phosphate dehydrogenase, mitochondrial-like. Lineage: Eukaryota; Metazoa; Chordata; Actinopteri; Cypriniformes; Catostomidae. The coding region runs from base 126 to 2306 and encodes 726 amino acids. Gene Ontology annotation, molecular function: glycerol-3-phosphate dehydrogenase (quinone) activity; calcium ion binding. The transcript is spliced from 17 exons. Gene Ontology annotation, biological process: glycerol-3-phosphate metabolic process. The record is from RefSeq and is a predicted model, not a curated record. Gene Ontology annotation, cellular component: mitochondrion; glycerol-3-phosphate dehydrogenase (FAD) complex.